This is a messenger RNA of Phragmites australis (common reed), 852 nucleotides long. RefSeq names its product LOB domain-containing protein 12-like. The record is from RefSeq and is a predicted model, not a curated record. The transcript has 2 exons. Lineage: Eukaryota; Viridiplantae; Streptophyta; Magnoliopsida; Poales; Poaceae. Bases 223 to 852 code for a protein of 209 amino acids.
UUAGCAUGACAAUGGAAUACUACAAGACAAAUCUAUAAUCUAUCAAGUUUGUCGUGACCGGCUAGCAGAGCUUGAACUGUAUAUCUCUACCGUCUCCAGGCCUAGCAGGCUCGCCUUGUUCUUCUGGCUCUGGCUCUGGCUCUAUAAAAGAGGAGGUUCUGCACCCGGCAGUCUCCCCCUUCCCUUUGCAACCUGGAUCAAUAUCUUGAUUGCUCACUAGCUAUGGCCGGAAGCGGGAGUGGCGGGAGCUCGCCGUGCGCGUCGUGCAAGCUGCUGCGGCGGCGGUGCACGCAGGAGUGCGUGUUCGCGCCCUACUUCCCUCCUGAGGACCCCCAUAAGUUCGCCAUCGUCCACAAGGUCUUCGGCGCCAGUAAUGUCAGCAAGAUGCUGCAGGAGCUGCCUGCCCAGCAGAGAGCGGACGCGGUGAGCAGCCUGGUGUACGAGGCCAACGCGCGCAUGAGGGACCCCGUCUAUGGCUGCGUCGGCGCCAUCUCCUACCUCCAGCAGCAGGUCUCCCAGCUCCAGGUGCAGCUCGCCCUCGCGCAGGCCGAGAUCCUCUGCGUCCAGAUGCACCACGACAGCCAUGCACAGUCACCUGCUGCCGCGCCAGCAUCGGCGAAGCAACAACUUGAGCAGCAGCAACAGAUGGAUGCCGAGGCUUAUGGUAGCCUGCUCAUGCAAAAUGGCCUCAUGAACAGCACUGCCGCUCAUCAUCAUCAUCAUCAGCAGCAGCAGCAGUUGUUGGGUGCCGGGGGAAGCACUGCAACUGCAAUGAUGCUGCAGGAGGCGUGCUUCAAGAAAGAGACAAAGAGUCCCUAUGGGCAUGAAAUUUGUACUUCCAUUUGUCGAUAA